This is a messenger RNA of Salvelinus sp. IW2-2015, 1092 nucleotides long. The record is from RefSeq and is a predicted model, not a curated record. NCBI's taxonomy places the organism in Eukaryota, Metazoa, Chordata, Actinopteri, Salmoniformes, Salmonidae.
AGGGAAGCUAGAGAGAGGCUCUACAGUUGAGUGGUGAGACACUCCUAGCGGAGAGGACAGUAUAAAGGGAUUUCUCAGAAACGCUGUUCACUUUAAAACGAAAGUGAAACGGAUAAUUUUACAGGAAUCACUCGUUGUGUUAGUGUAGUUUAUGGCCUGAACGUUUAUUUAGCUCCUUACCGAACAGCAGCGGACAGAUGAUCAAACCAACAAGGAGAGAGAGGACGUGAAAAACAAUGUGGAUAAUACUAUAACGUCAGAUUACCGCGCCUUCCCUCUACUAGUUUGGACGUCUAUUGAUGAUCAAGAACAGGAUUAAUACCGCUGUGAUUCGGUUUAAAAACUCGAUUCUGAUUCGGAAAAUAUAAAAAGUGCAACAGAAAAAAAACGACAUUGCACUCGUUUUGCAAAACGGAGGCUCACAGUCGACUGAAGGACGUUGCCACGGGAACAUUCUUGAUCCGGGACAGUCGUCAGAAAGACGUCUUCUUCACSUUGUCCUAUCGCGCCGCCAGCGGCCCGGUCAGCGUACGCAUCAUCUAUAAGGGACAGCYGUUCAGCCUGGCAGGAAGUGAYCACUCUUUCCCCUGCCUCUUCCUCCUACUGGAACACUACAUGAKUUCCUCMAAGAAAAGCCUGACUGUCCCGUACAGGAAGCAGCGCCCGACGCUCCAGGAGCUGUGCAGGAAACAGGUCGUGGAGACGUGCGGCGGCGAGGUGGAGCGGGUCGCGAGGGUCCCCGUCAACCCAGUCCUGAAACACUUCCUGUUAGAGUUCCCGUACAGGAUAUGAUGUCACAAGGGGGAUGCCGUUGAGGCGGGACUUGGCUAACGGAGAGUUGAGACUCCAUGGAGUUUCGGGACAAAAAAAAAAUGAUUUGGAUCGGGUCGGUACUUAAGAAUUUUUGGGGUCGGGUUUGCUUUGAAACUAGAGACCCGGGUCGUGGUUAGAAACGAGGUCAGAGUUCAAAAACCCGCACCCUAUUCUCUAAACGGUGCACUACUUGGACAGGGUCAUAGGUCACACUUGGUCUGGGUUGGGUUUAUCCGGGUCGGUGGGUCCCUGGAGGACCGUAUGUGGACAACAACAACA